Molecule: messenger RNA, 1644 nt
Organism: Scleropages formosus (Asian bonytongue)
Lineage: Eukaryota; Metazoa; Chordata; Actinopteri; Osteoglossiformes; Osteoglossidae
Product: ADP-ribosylation factor-like protein 3
Exons: 6
Coding region: 107-655 (182 amino acids)
Molecular function (GO): GTP binding; GTPase activity
Source: RefSeq, a predicted model, not a curated record
ACGGCCUCCAUGGUUACGAGAAGCUCGCGAGCCGCUGGAGGUACCCCGCGCGAGGCUACGCUCCGUCGUCUGUCCUGUAAGCGCUCUCUGCGGACCGGACCGGACCAUGGGCUUGCUGUCGAUCCUGCGGAAGCUGAAGAGCUCUCCAGACCAGGAAGUGAGGAUCCUGCUGCUCGGCUUGGACAACGCAGGCAAGACCACCCUGCUGAAACAGCUAGCCUCCGAGGAUGUGAGCCACAUCACCCCCACGCAGGGCUUCAAUAUAAAGAGUGUGCAGUCUCAGGGCUUCAAGCUCAACGUGUGGGACAUUGGGGGCCAGCGAAAGAUCCGGCCCUACUGGAGGAACUACUUUGAGAACACAGAUGUCCUGAUUUAUGUGAUUGACAGCGCAGACAGGAAGCGAUUUGAGGAAACGGGCCAGGAACUUGCCGAGCUUCUAGAAGAAGAGAAACUGAGCGGGGUCCCAGUGCUCGUGUUUGCCAACAAGCAGGACCUGAUGACCGCCGCCCCAGCAGCGGAGAUCGCCGAGGGACUCAACUUGCACACCAUCCGGGACCGAAUAUGGCAGAUCCAGGCUUGCUCGGCAGUCACUUCAGAGGGAGUGCAGGACGGCAUGACAUGGGUGUGCAAGAAUAUAGCCACAAGAAAGAAAUAACAAUGGGGGCAUACAGUGGUUCUUAAACUAUGAGGAUUGUACCAAAAGUAAUGAGCAUAUUAAUUGUACGAUUCAGUAAACAUAUGAAUAGGAAAUUACUACAUGUCAAUCAAGCUGCCCCCCCCCCCUUUUUAAACACUUUUCUAUCAAUUCCCCCUUCUGAUUAAUGCAUUUCUCUACCAUUGUGAAAGUUUGAAAAUCGCUUUGCGGUAGGAGUCAGUUCCAGCCGUACCAACAUACGGACCUACUCGUUUCUGGACAGCCUCAUCAUCUCGCAGUGAUGAUUUUGGAUCUUUUUUGGGCAAUGUUGGGCAAAGAUCAAGUAAUUAAGCCAGUUUUUGUUACUGCUCAUUAUGCUAUGAAAAGUGUCAUCGCUUUCAGCAGCAUAGUGUUCUAGUAAUUUCCAAGAAAAGGUUUUUUUUCAACAAAUUUUGUGCUAUUUUGUUAGCGUGGCACACAGUAGACAAAAACUUUGCAUUAUUGCAAACUUUCCACUGUCUUCUGGGCCGCAUUGUGCCUGGUGCCAGUCUCUCCUGCCACUUUUCUGAUUGUCACACGUCCAUUCUCUUUUUUUUAAGACCUCAUCAGUACUUUUUGUUGGUCUCCUUAGAGGCGACCUCUUCAGGGCUGAUCUGCAAUUUUAAUGCUCUUUACCCAUCAUCUGACAUAGCCAGGAAUUCCAUAUGUACACUGAAGUUUCUUGUGACUAUUUACUUCUUUAAAAAAAAUUCAGGCAUAUGUUUUCUCAACAUGCAUGCUUGUCAGCCAUUUCUUGUCACAGAUACAAAUGCAUGAUGGAAGCAGGCGACAUCGUGUUUAAUUCAGGUAUGAGAGAGUAGAUGGAACCGCUAGUUACGUUACCACUCAUUCCUAAAUUUUCAGGCAUUUCUUUGUCAUUCCAAUAUGCUCACUACUUUCAUGACCCUUGUAUAAUCUCAGACAAUUCAACAGAGGCAUGAAAUAAAGGGAACAAAUAGUAUUUAUUUUCA